UUCGCCGCAUGUGCAUGCGUUGAAGCAAAACAUGCGCAAUCUGUGAGCAGUCGGUGCACAUUUUGUAGCGCGAGUAUCUACAGAACUUUCUGCUGGUAAACAAGUCAACGUUCCUACUUGCAACAUGGAGGAACUAUACGUUGUAAGCAGAUUCACCGAUGACAACGAGGCACCAGGGCAAAAGAUUGACCCGGACAAGCGCCUGCGCAAAAUCUUAAAGAAAGCCAAGCGAAAACAAGAAGCAGCACACAGUUCAGCACAAGAUGAAUGUCAGCCCACAGAUUCAGUGGACGUUACACAUAAACAUAAGCAGAAUGAUGACAAGAAGAGGGAAAUUGAUUACAAGAAACUCGCACAGGACGAGACUACGGUGCCGCCUUCUAAGAAGGUCAAGCUGAAGGACUUGGAUGACAAUGCAGCCUCGGCAGAGCCUUUGUCGGAUGUUUCAAAGUUAGAAACGCCAGCAGUUAAAAAGAAAAGCCGGAGGAAGAGAAGCCAACAGCCUCGCGUGCGGCGUAACAGAGGCAAUGGGAACUCAAGUGCUGUUGGUGACGAAGGAGUCGGCAAUAAUCCACUCCAUAGAGCGAAAGCCACGGAAAGCCGCAAUCAUAAGCCUGGAUUAGAUGACGAGUUACACCGCAGUAAAGUUGAAAGCACAGGAGGUGGUGAUUCACCCGGCAGAGUAAAACACACAGCAAGUGACGAGCAUAUGCCUGCCUUAUAUAAUGAGCUGCAUGAUAGCAAGGUUGAAGGCACAGCAGAUGGUGAGGACAAAUCUGUGAGAGAGCCUGUUGACACCAGUCUUGGAGAAUAUUAUCCAAUUCUAGGUGAUGUGCAAGUGAAAAAGCCAGAUGCAGUGCAUCGAGUUCUACCGGAAUGGCUAUCUAAUCCAGAAAUGGUUCCAUCGACGGUGAAGAAAGGCAAGAGGCCUGGUAGCAUGAAGAUAGAACACUUCAGCAGCAGCCUAAGUGCCGAGAUGAUGUCUAUGUUGACUGCAAACCACAUACGAAAGCUGUUCCCUGUGCAGGAGAAGGUAGUUCCAUGGCUUCUUUCAUCGGAGCAGCGGCGUUCGCACCUGCCCCCGCGCGACAUUUGUGUUUCUGCACCAACCGGCAGUGGCAAGACUCUUGCAUACGUUAUACCCAUUAUAGAAGACCUUAAAGCUCGUGUCGUGCGUGCUGUUCGUGCUGUUGUAGUUCUUCCUGUGAAGGAGCUUGCAGCACAAGUGCAUGCUGUAUUUUUGCAGUAUGUUGGUACAACAUCGCUGAAUGUGCAAUUGGUUACCGGGACGAGAACGUUCGCUGAGGAACAAGGGUUGCUUGUUCGCAAAGGUACCAAGGGCUAUGCGAGUUUAGUUGAUAUUGUAGUGGCUACACCGGGACGCCUCCUCGACCAUAUACGCAAGACUCCCGGCUUUAACCUGCAUCUGCUAAAAUACUUCGUGCUGGACGAAGCUGACCGUGUUAUUGAGGAUGUGCAGACAACAUUGAUCCCCGAGGUAGAACAGGCCGUUUUCGGUACAGCCAAGAAGAACUGCACUUGUGAAAGCACUGUUCACAACCGGCUGUGCACACAUCCAUUGACUGUUUGCUGUCUUCAGCAUUGCCGAGAGCCUGUGCAAAAGCUACUCUACUCGGCUACACUGACUCAAGAUCCUGAUAAACUGCAAAGCCUUAUGCUUUUUCAGCCAAAGCUUUUCACAGCCACUGCAACAGUCGGCAUGCCAGGCGAUGAACAACGGCAGAAAACUUUUGUUGGAAAGUAUACUACACCACAGGGGCUUAGCGAAUUCUACUACCUCACUCACGAUAACAAAAAGCCAUUGGCCGUAUGGGAUCUUGUGGCAAACCACGGUUUCCGGGACACCCUUUGUUUCACUGCUUCCAAGGAGGAUGCCCACAGGCUUAGCUUGGUGCUCAAAGAAAUGGGUAAUGUUCGUGCUGAAGAAUUUUCUGCUAAACUGAGCAUAGCAGAUCGUGAACGAGUGCUGAGGAAGUUCGCGUCUGGCAAACUAGACAUCUUAGUCUGCUCUAAUGUUCUGGCCAGAGGUCUUGACGUGGCAAAUGUGCGCCAUGUCAUAUGCUACGACCCUCCAAAGUUUAUCAAGACAUAUGUGCACAGGGUGGGUAGGACUGCACGUGCUGGUGUUCCAGGCACAGCCGUGACAUUUCUGCGGCAAGGUCAGUUGCGGGCUUUCAAGGAGAUGCUUUCGUCAGCUGGAAAGACCGACAUUCAACCCCUCGAUCUUGGCAAAACUGAUGAGCUUGAAGAAUUGCAAAGCAAGUACCGGGAUGCUCUUAAGGCCGUGGAAGCUAUUGUGAAGAGCGAACAAGUUGGCCCGGAGAGGAAGAAAAAGUACAACUUUGCUGCCAAGUCUGCAUUGGCUAAUGAGGUGUAAUAUAAAUAUGUACCUACUUUAUAAACUGUUGCUUUGAAGCCUGUAUAUAUGUGACAUAAUUGGUAUGCAACCUAAAUAUUUUGAUUUAAGAGACUUAGCAUUUGUGUCACCAUUUACAUCUCUUUUUAAUUUUGGAGGAAU
Messenger RNA from Rhipicephalus microplus (southern cattle tick), 2539 nucleotides. Its product is annotated as putative ATP-dependent RNA helicase Dbp73D. The record is from RefSeq and is a predicted model, not a curated record. Gene Ontology annotation, molecular function: ATP binding; nucleic acid binding. Lineage: Eukaryota; Metazoa; Arthropoda; Arachnida; Ixodida; Ixodidae.